Molecule: messenger RNA, 2302 nt
Organism: Pungitius pungitius (ninespine stickleback)
Lineage: Eukaryota; Metazoa; Chordata; Actinopteri; Perciformes; Gasterosteidae
Product: alpha-1,6-mannosylglycoprotein 6-beta-N-acetylglucosaminyltransferase B-like
Exons: 16
Coding region: 1-2280 (759 amino acids)
Biological process (GO): protein N-linked glycosylation
Cellular component (GO): Golgi apparatus
Molecular function (GO): alpha-1,6-mannosylglycoprotein 6-beta-N-acetylglucosaminyltransferase activity
Source: RefSeq, a predicted model, not a curated record
AUGCCUGUGCCUGUGCGCUCCGCAGUGCUGGGAGGCGUGGAGUCCCGCGGCGUGCUGAGGAAGAUCAGCGACAUGCUGGAGGUGAUCCUAAAGAGGAUGGACAGCCUGUCCAAACUGGACAACAGCAGCAGCGGCGGCGGCGGCGGCGUGGACGCGCGGCGCCUGGAUGAGCUCAGCUCCGCCAUCAGCAGGUUUCAGCCCGCCGGCCUGGUGGAAAGGAUCCAAGCGAUCGCUCAGAACGUCUCCAACAUGGCUACCAGGGUGGAGCAGAUACUGCAAAACAGCAUGCUGCAGGGAAAAGCAGUGAGAGAUGGGACGUCGAGCCAGUGUGAGGUACCGAGAGACCCCCGCUUUCCUGAGUGCCCGGGGAAAGUAGAUUGGAUGCGUGCGCGUUGGACUUCGGACCCCUGCUACGCCUUCUACGGCGUCGACGGUUCCGACUGCUCCUUCCUGGUCUACCUCAGCGAGGUGGAGUGGUUCUGUCCCCCGCUGGCCUGGAGGAAUCAAAGCAGCCCGCCCACCCAGUAUGUACCGCAGCCCAAGGCCCCCAAGAGACAGGCCGCCUUCCGCACGGACCUGUCCGUGCUGCUGGACCAGGUCGGGGCCGGGAAGGAGUCCCUCAGCUUCAUGAAGCGCCGCAUCCGCCGCCUCGCACCGCAGUGGGCCGUGGCCGCCAGCCGCCUGGAUGCAACGCUGGAGCGACGUUGGAGGGACCAGAAGAAGAUCCUGGUCCACGUGGGCUUCCUAACCGAGGAGUCUGGAGACGUUUUCAGCCCCAAAGUGCUGAAGGGGGGUCCUCUGGGAGAGAUGGUCCAGUGGGCCGACAUCCUCACUGCGCUCCACGUUUUGGGACACAACCUCAAGAUCUCCAUGUCCGUCAAGGAGCUGCAAGGGUUCCUCGGUGUGCCCCCAGGCAGAGGCAGCUGCCCACUGACCGGCCCGCUGCCCUUUGACCUCAUCUACACCGACUACCACGGCAUGCAGCAGAUGAAGCAGCACAUGGGGCUCUCGCUCAAGAAACACAAAUGUCAUAUUCGAGUGAUUGACACAUUUGGGACGGAGCCAGCUUACAAUCACGAGGAGUACGCAACGCUGCACGGCUACCGGACCAACUGGGGCUACUGGAACCUCAACGCCAGGCAGUACAUGACCAUGUUCCCCCACACGCCAGACAACUCCUUCAUGGGCUUUGUUUCGGAGGAGCUGAACGAGACUGAGAAGAGGAGCAUCCAGCAGAACAAAGUCAACAACAUGGCUGUGGUGUACGGGAAAGAGGCCAGCAUGUGGAAGCUUCAGCAGGGUAAGGAAGGUUUCCUGCAGAUUCUCCACAGGUACAUGGAGGUCCACGGCACGGUGUACUAUGAGACCCAGAGGCCUCCGGAGGUCCCGGCCUUCGUGAAGAACCACGGCCUGCUGCCCCAGCACGAGCUGCAGCAACUGCUGCGCAAGGCCAAGCUCUUCAUUGGCUUUGGUUUCCCCUACGAAGGCCCCGCCCCCCUGGAGGCCAUAGCCAAUGGCUGCAUCUUCCUGCAGCCCAAGUUUCAGCCGCCUCACAGCUCACUCAAUCAUGAGUUUUUCAGGGGCAAGCCCACAUCUAGAGAGGUGUCCUCCCAGCACCCGUACGCAGAGCAGUACAUCGGCAAUCCUCACGUCAUGACAGUGGACUACAACAACUCCCAGGAGUUCGACUCCGCCAUCAGGGAAAUCAUGAGGACCAAGGUGGAGCCAUAUCUGCCUUAUGAGUACACCUGUCAGGGGAUGCUGGAGAGAGUUCAUGCCUACAUACAGAAUCAGGACUUCUGCGCCCCUGAGCCUCCCUUCGUUCCAGCCAACUUCUCCAGACAGGUGUCGGCCGGUGGCAGCCGGAUUACAGGUUCCCUGUUUGGGCCCCGGGACAAUUCCACAGCGCUCGGCUGGGCGUCCGACGCGACGGCGCCCGCCGCCUGGCCUCCCCUCAGCUCCCUCAGACUGCUCAUAUCUCAGGAGGGCCAGUCCUGUGUGGAGGCGUGCCACUCGGAGGGUUUCACCUGUGAGCCCGCUCACUUCCGCUUCAUCAACAACAAGGAGGCGCUGCGAGGGUUGAAGGUGCAGUGCGAGGUAGUCGACUCCGAGGCCAACCACAUCCUUCCAGCCUUCUCGGCGGCACGGCGGGAGUGUGGCCUCCAGCGGGAACCCCUCCUCUUCAGCUGUGCGGGACACUCCCCCAAAUACAGACGCCUUUGCCCGUGCAGAGACUUCCGCCGUGGCCAGGUGGCUUUGUGCAGAGACUGCCUACAAUGAGGGGGGGGGCGGGGCGGAUGGG